This is a messenger RNA of Hyaloscypha bicolor E, 4122 nucleotides long. RefSeq names its product ankyrin. NCBI's taxonomy places the organism in Eukaryota, Fungi, Ascomycota, Leotiomycetes, Helotiales, Hyaloscyphaceae. Gene Ontology annotation, biological process: protein phosphorylation. The transcript has 5 exons. Bases 1 to 4122 code for a protein of 1373 amino acids. The record is from RefSeq and is a predicted model, not a curated record. Gene Ontology annotation, molecular function: protein kinase activity; protein binding; ATP binding.
AUGGCUGAGUUUGAAUUUGUCACAACGUUCGAUUUACCAAGCCGUGGGCUUGUACCCCGCUCCAAUACGGCCACUGGAGAGGUGGAGCCUGCUCUGGAAGGUCUUCCAACGCCAAGGCAAGGCUCGUUCGCAUCAUUCGUCUGCCAUCUCAGCCAUCUAGAGGCAAAAUUACGAGCCGACUCUCCUCUUGUACUCGACGGCUACUCUAAGAUCCGCAAGAACAAACAUAUUCUCGGCAGGGGCAACACCUUCCUCGUGCGUCAGGCUUCGUGGGUCAAAGACUCAAACGAGCCGCCCCUAGAUGUGGCGCUGAAGGAAAUCAUACCAGAUGGAGUAACGGACAGUCUGGUCCAAAGUGAUUGGAAAGAUAUCCUGUUCGAGAUUCGGGCACUUCUUCACGAACCUAUAAGGUAUCACCCAAAUCUAGUCCGCCUCCUUGGGCUUCAAUGGGGUCUUUCUUCGUUGUCAGAAUCAACAUAUCCAACACUUUUGAUGGAGUGUUCAGUUCUAGGCUCCUUGAAACACCUCCAAGAGUCCAUGGAUCCGUUACCGUUUGCCACAAAACAAAAAUUAUGUCAUGACGUUGCGAGGGGCUUGUCUGCACUGCACGCUUGCGGAAUUGUCCAUGGAGACAUGAAACAUGAAAAUGUUCUGAUCUAUAGAAACCAUAAUCCGCAGCUGGAGCUUCUGGGCGUGGUCUACACAGCUAAGCUUGCCGAUUUCGGAGGCUCUGUCAUGGAUAUGGGUAGCGAGGACUUCCGACGUCUAGAAACGUCGACUUGGCCUUUUCAAGCACCCGAGUGGUUAAACCCCCUUUCCCGUGAUGGCAUGAAACUGACAGAUGUCUACUCCUUUGGGCUGCUCAUUUGGAGAGCGUUCACAGAUGGUAAAGGUUAUGUGUCUUUACCAGGAGCUGCCCAAGACUCCUCUAUUGAAGACAAGGAAAGCUUGGCCACCCAAAAGCAAAGAGAUGGGUUCACGAACUUUGCUGUUGCAGAUCUAUGGAAGUACGCAACUGACCAUAAGGUGCCUCGGGAGUCGCUUGAUAUCACUAUAUACGCUGUACUCGCCACUCUUAGAUUGGACCCUGGGGAUAGAAGCCUGGCGAAAGCUCAGGAAGCAUUGAGGGGAACCAAAUUGGUAAAGAUAGAAGCACUGCUAGAUUUGAUACGAAUUGAGAGUAAUGAAUGGGAAGCGACACAUUCCUCGGGUCCUCCAGGAAAACAUGGCCUUACGAGAGAUAGCCUCAGAUUCUUUCUUGGCAGAGGCGGCAAAAGCGUUGACUUGCAGGACAAUCUGCCCGGAUAUCGCCCACGGUUGAUUGAACCCAGUGCUGGAGAGUUCGUAUUCGAGCCCUAUAAAUUGAAGUUGAUCCUAUCUUGGGAACAGCAACAACAGAUUGUGGCAGAGUUCAAAGCCGCUACUGUGCGCGUAACGGGCCAAGUUCUCGACCUUAAAAGGACUGUGGCCGCCUUUUAUCUCUUUCAGUGCCACCUGGAAGAAUUCGGGGUUGUUUUGGAUUCUGCAGAAGCAAUAGAAUGGCUGCGCCAAGCAGCAGCUGAUGAUGAGAGUCAUGAAGAUGCUGAUUAUCAAGCUCAAGCCUGGUUAUGGAGGUUAUCUCGAGUUUUUGGCGUUAAAUUGAACAUUCCGAAGAAACGACUCGAAGAUCUUCUGAGGAUAUCGGUCUUCAGGGGUCACAGGACUGGACUAGAGGAUCUUUCGCAGCUUGCCUUUCACAUCCGCAGCUAUGAUAAUGCAAGUUGGGAAGCCCUUUACUGGGAUGCACAGAGAUUAUUUCUCAAGUUUACCGGAGCAGUUGGAAUGGCGUACUUCCUGCCUCAUCGAAUGACAAUCAAAUUCAACCUACACAAUCUGGUAGAACUCGAUGCACAGCUCCGUCUGCAUCUUGGGGAGAACUACGAGAAAUCAUUGAAAGCUGGGACAAUCUCAGAAAACCGUUCAGGAAACACUCCACAGGCUUCUACCGAUACCAGCGAAGACGUCAAUGACUUUGACAAUAUAUAUCUCAAUGAGAGAGGUCAUGGCCUUCUUCACUUCGCAGCAGCCAACGGCAACAUCAAAGCACUACGACAUCUUGUCGAAAAGUAUAAGUGUAACAUUGAUCUGCCAAAUCAGCACGUUGACGAAACGCCACUUAUAUGUGCUUGUCAAGGCGGAAAUCUUGAUUGCGCAAUAUAUCUCUUAGAAAAAGGAGCGAAUCCAAAUGGGUCGCGAUUCAGCCAUGAAGGCCCUUUACACUGGAUGUGCAGUUUUCCCCUCCCCGAAAUAGAAGUCCUUGUACCGACGCUCAUCGCUGAAGGGGCCGAUAUCGAGCUCUACGGAGGCGGCAUGCGUCACGAUGUUCGCGGGAUUCGAGCAGACUGGGAGCACAAUUUUGACAUAACCGUGACGCCACUUGGCAGAGCGGUUCUCAUGAGAAGCGCUGAUGUGGUCGAGGUCCUUCUAGAACUUGGCGCAGAUCCGCUUGCAAAGACAGGCAAUAGACAUCAGGGACAAAUGACUGGCCUGCACAUGCAAAAAGAACUCUCGGUCUCGUGUCCCCUCGAACUUGCAGCUGUGUUGACAUUACCCCGCAUAUUGGAGAAAAUGCUUGCCCAUAUCGACCGCUCGAAUCGGGAGAAGCAAAUGAGAGUUAUCGAUGAAGUGGCCAUGCUUGAUCUGGCACACAACAAGAGGGUCACCAAAUUUAACACUCUCACCCUUCAGAGCCGUCUUGUAAGAUGUGGUGUUACCUACGUGACCGAUCUGCGUACGACGUUAUUUACAUUAUCGCGCCGGGCACAAAAGUGGCAUGAAGCUCGUGAUAACGAAGAAAUAAACAAAGAGAGGAGCGAGGUUCUUUGCAAAGAAAUCUCCCUCGGAAACGUCGACAUUGUUCAAUGCUUACUCGAUCUGAACUAUCCAGUCGAUGGGUGCAGAGGAUUCAAGCCGAUUGAGCAAGCCAUAUCUCUCAAUCAUGAAAACAUUUUCCAGCUCUUGCUGAAACAUAAGGUGGACUUGACUUCGAUUCGUACCACACCUGAUGGGUCUCAGCUUUCGUUGCUGCACCUCUGUGCCUCUCGGCCAAAACAAUCAAGGCCUGGAAGAAUGAUAGUCGACCACUUGAUUUCGGCCGGAUUACCACUGGACACAAAAGAUGGCAAGAGGUCCCCUCUCGUGCUAGCAAUUCUCAAUCAAAACUUCGACGUCGCCACCGCUCUUUUAGAGAAUCGAGCAGACGUCAACGCCCCAUACCAGAUAGAAUCGCUAGGGUCAGAUGAGCACUUUCGGGAGUCGGAUGUGCGAACGGUGACAAUACUUGCAGAAUUAUUGGUUCAGCACACCGCUGGCUCUCUUGAAUCACUCCGAUUCCUAUUUGACAAGAAACCAGGAGGCUCACUCCACGGACCCGAUUUUAUCGUCGACAAAACGAGGAAUCUCUCCGCAUUCCACAUUCUGGCAGAGAGCCAGCAGUAUACAGAAACUGCUCAAAUAACGCCGCAGAUUCUCAACCUGUGUGGGCAAGCAUACUCUGAGCCUUCUUGCAUCAACUAUGUUCAUCCUAUACUUGGCUCACCACUCUACUACGCUGCUUCGGUCGGGAACCUGGCAGUUGCUUCCCUCCUUUUGUCCAAAGGAGCAGAUGUGAGCAGUUUAGCUGGACCUGACCUUACUCUUUCCGUGCACUCUCUUCUCCGGACGGAGGGGUCCUGGACUGCCUUGUGGGCAGCAAUCCUUCGUUAUGAUGAGGAGAUCCAGAACUUGGUAGCAUUCCCACCAUCUGACCCCCUUGAUCUCAAACCUGAUUCGAGAUUGCUGGCCAACUUAGAGGGUAUUAUUGAGAAAUUGUUCGAGAGAGACGAUGAUCAAUUAGCCAGACAUGCUUGGAAGAGACUCGUUCAAAGAAAAGGAGGGCUGACAAAGAAGCACAAUGAUGCUGUUAGCGCGAGGAUGAAGAAGAGAAGCGGGUAUCAAGCUACGAAGGACGACAGGCCCGUUGAAUUGUGGAUGUUAGAGGAUAGCGAGGGUGAGGUGAAUAAAGUUGACAAAAAGGUCGCAGAGUUGUCUGGAAAGGAGUGGGUUACAGAUGAGUUAAGGAAGUAUUUCCCAACUGGGCUGUAG